CCCAUCAAACUCACAACUCUCAAUCCAUCACAAAAUAAGAGCGGGAAAAUUCAAGAAACUAACACAAAAUGCCUUGUGCACCAUCUUUGGCCGUGAUUUCGAAGUCCACAGUGGUUCCUGACCGGAAAUCCACCAUGGAAGAUCUGAAACUCUCCGUCUCCGAUCUGCCUAUGCUUUCUUGCCACUAUAUUCAAAAGGGUUGUCUCUUUACCCGCCAUUCUUGCGUUGACUCUCUUGUUUCUCUUCUUAAAGAUUCACUCUCUCAAACACUUUCUCACUUCCCUCCCCUCGCCGGCCGCCUGAAAACCGACUCCGACGGGUAUGUUUACAUUACCUGUAAUGACGCCGGUGUGGAGUUCAUUCAUGCCACGGCGACACAUAUUUUUGUUCGUGAUGUUUUAUCUCCAGUUCAUGUACCCGAGUGUGUUAAGAGCUUCUUCACUUAUGAUCGGACUGUUAGCUACUCCGGUCAUCAUAAUCCAAUCUUGGCCGUUCAGGUGACUGAGUUAGCUGACGGGGUUUUCAUCGGGUGUUCCGUUAAUCACUCCGUUACUGACGGGACUUCAUUCUGGAAUUUCUUUAAUACUUUUGCUGAGUUAACACGAGGAAUCAAGAAAAUUUUGAAAGUUGAUCAGCCGGAUUUUUCAAGAAACUCUGUGUUGAUAUCGCCGGCGGUUCUGAAGCUUCCUCACGGCGGACCAACGGUUAGUUUUAACGAAAAUGAGCCGUUGAGUGAGAGAAUCUUUAGCUUUAGCAGAGAAGCAAUCUUGAAAAUGAAAGCUAAAGCUAAUAAUAAUACUAAUAAUAUCAAGAAAUGGAGUAAUCUUGAUAAUUCGUUUGAAAUUAUGGGCAAGCAAAGCAAUGAUCCGUACCAUAACGGUAAAAUUAUGAAUGCAAUUCUCGAAACGUUAUUCAAGAACGUUUCGAAACCGCAAGAAACGGAGAUUUCGUCAUUUCAGGCAUUAUGUGCGUUGCUAUGGAGAGCGGUGACAAGAGGAAGGAAGCUGAACCCGGAAAAAACGACGACGUUUAGAAUGGCGGUGAAUUGCCGGGGACGGUUGAACCCGAAUUUGGAUCCGUUUUACUUCGGGAACGCUAUUCAAAGCAUACCGACUCAAGCAUUGGCCGGUGAUGUUCUAUCUCGUGAUCUACGGUGGUGUGCGGAGCAGCUGAAUAAAAAUGUUAAAGCUCACAACGACACCACCGUACGUCGUUUUGUGCAUGAUUGGGAGGAGAAUCCACGGUGUUUCCCGUUGGGGAACUUUGACGGCGCGUCAAUGACGAUGGGUAGCUCACCUAGAUUUCCUAUGUAUGAUAAUGAUUUUGGGUGGGGCCGACCGUUGGCGGUUAGGAGUGGUGGGGCUAAUAAGUUUGACGGCAAAAUCUCCGCCUUUCCCGGAAGAGAAGGCGGCGGAAGCGUUGAUCUUGAGGUGGUUUUGGCGCCUGAAACAAUGGCUAUGAUCGAGUGUGAUUAUGAGUUCAUGCAAUAUGUUUCUAGCUAAAGUGUGUAUUGUGAAGAUUAGAGAUAUGUAAAAAUCGAAUUAAACCGAAUAAUCUUCGAUUCGGUUUGUCUUUAUAUUAUAUAAAAUUGAGUUUUUCCGUUA
This is a messenger RNA of Mercurialis annua (annual mercury), 1604 nucleotides long. RefSeq lists its product as uncharacterized. NCBI's taxonomy places the organism in Eukaryota, Viridiplantae, Streptophyta, Magnoliopsida, Malpighiales, Euphorbiaceae. The transcript has a single exon. Bases 69 to 1502 code for a protein of 477 amino acids. The record is from RefSeq and is a predicted model, not a curated record.